This is a messenger RNA of Erinaceus europaeus (western European hedgehog), 2692 nucleotides long. It is a transcript of the gene HABP4, whose product is annotated as hyaluronan binding protein 4. The coding region runs from base 143 to 1399 and encodes 418 amino acids. Gene Ontology annotation, biological process: positive regulation of RNA splicing; positive regulation of translational initiation. Gene Ontology annotation, molecular function: RNA binding. NCBI's taxonomy places the organism in Eukaryota, Metazoa, Chordata, Mammalia, Eulipotyphla, Erinaceidae. Gene Ontology annotation, cellular component: nucleus; cytoplasm. The transcript is spliced from 8 exons. The record is from RefSeq and is a predicted model, not a curated record.
GCGGGGGCGGGUACCGGGAGGGACUGGACCGGGCUGGGUUAGGAAGGGCUGCGGCUGCGGGCAGGAUGGGUCCUCGCCGCCGGCUUCGCUGAGACUCGCUCGCGUGGGCUGCCCGCUGCGGGCCCGCAGUGGCCGCGGCAGCAUGAAGGGCGCUCUGGGGAGUCCCGUGGCCGCGGCCGCCGCAGGGGCUGCGAUGCAGGAGAGUUUCGGCUGCGUCGUGGCCAACCGCUUCCAUCAGCUGCUGGACGACGAGUCGGACCCGUUCGACAUCCUGCGCGAGGCUGAACGCCGGCGCCAGCAGCAGCUGCAGCGCAAGAGACGCGACGAGGCUGCUGCGGCGGCGGCCGGGGCCGGGGCGGGCAGCCGGGGCGGCAGGAGCCCUGCGGGGGCCUCGGGACACAGGCCCGGCGGCGGCGGCGGCCGGAGGGAGUCCCAGAAAGAGCGCAAGAGCCUCCCAGCCCCCGCGCAGCAGCCGGACAGCCCCGGGGGCGGCCCGCAAACACCCGGUCAGAAACGGACUCCCAGAAGAGGGGAGCACCAAGGAUGGAACGAUAACUGGGGGACAGAAGUGGCGCUUGAUAGAGCAGAGCGGAGAUCCCACAGGGAAUACCGACCCUAUGAGACUGAGAGGCAGGUGGAAUUCACACCCGAGAAAUUUACAGAUGAAAAACCAGUUGACAGGUUUGAUCGAGACAGACCGCCAAGAGGACGUGGUGGCCCAAGAGGGGCCACGCGAAGCAGAGGCAGAGGUGGUCCUGGAAACAGAGCAUUUGAUGGCUUUGACCAAAGAGGGAAACGAGAAUUGGAAAGAUAUGGUGGGAUUGAUAGAAUGACAAUCAGAACUGAUGACAACAUGGGUGGAUGUGGAGUUCGCACAUGGGGAGUGGGCAAAGAUACCAGUGACGUGGAAUCCAUGGCGCCAAUGGAAGAGAUCACAACUGUGGAUGAGUUCCUGGGCCCCCUGGAGGAGGAAGCAUCGGCCAAACUUCCUGACUCGGAGGUAGAAGAAGAAACUCAAGUUCAAGAGAUGACCUUGGAUGAGUGGAAAAAUCUUCAAGAACAGACCAGACCAAAGCCUGAGUUUAACAUCAGGAAACCUGAGUCCACUGUCCCUUCCAAAGCAGUGGUGAUACACAAGUCCAAAUACAGAGAUGAUAUGGUAAAGGAUGACUGCGAGGAUGAUGCUCAUGUUUUCCGGAAAGCAGCCAAUGACAUCACAUCCCAGCUGGAGAUUAAUUUUGGUGACCUCCCUCGCCCUGGGCGUGGAGCCAGAGGUGGCACACGGGGAGGCCGGGGAAGGAUCAGAAGGGUGGAGAACUAUGGACCCAGAGCAGAAGUAGUGACACAAGACGUUGCUCCAAAUCCGGAUGACCCUGAAGACUUUCCUGCUCUGGCUUGAGAGAGCUCUAUUUCCCUGAUGACAUAAACAGCAUCGGUAUACCUAUAAAGAGACUUUUUUUUGGCUGUGGGGAAGAGAGUCAGACUCUAAGAACAAUAGAUGUUGCUUUUUCCCGUGUAGUGUGAAUUUGUUGCACUUUUUUGGCCUGGGUGUGUAAGUGUGGGGCCUGGACAUCUCCAGAUACUCAGAGUCCAGUCCACACAGAGGGUUAGUCUGGUACUUCCCCAAGAAGGUGGAGAAUAGUGAUUAUUUUUUUAUUUAAGGAAUUCCAAAUGAAAUCAAGAAAUAAUGUUUCAAAUAUGUAUAUAGAGCUUAUAUUAAAUCCUCCACAGAGUAAAGUAAGUUGUAAAAUAGGAUCUACUGAGACUUCUGAAGUAGUCUUACGUUGUAUAGUUAGCAGAAGACUGUAUCCUUUAGUUUUAGAGGAAAUACAUAUAACUUGGAUCAUUCAUUUAAAACUUAAAGCAUAGUUUUCAGAGACCAAAAACAAUACAAUUGUAUUUAAUGUUUACUUGUAAAUGAGAUAUUCUCCUGAAACUUUGAGUUCUAGUUUUCGUUUAACCAAUAAUUUCCAAUAGCUAUUGUGCAGCCACUGGUUAACGUUGUGUGUCAAAAAAUAGGAAAAUGCUAAUUUUUAAAUGGUGAUUUAAACUACCUCGUUAUUCCUGUGUAUGUGCACAGUCUCUCAGAGUAAAUGUGCAUAUUUAGCAUUUGGGUGGUCUUUAUAGGCAUAGUUUUAAAAAAAUUAUGUUAUUUAAUUCAAAUGAAAAGUGGUCCAGCCAAAAGAGUGUUGCAACUUGACACAAUAUCCUUUUCUCCCUCAAAACUAGUCAGAAUUCAGAAACUAUGUACAGAGAACCUCUGUUCUUUUUCUGGGAAGGACUUGUAAAUAACUAUUUAUUGAACACUCACAUGCAGGGUUUUUUUUUUUUUUUUUUUCCUUCACUCGGUCCUCGCACCAAUUCAGGUUCCCAUUUUUUACUUUGGUGGAUAAUUGGGGUUGACUCCUGAGGUUUACGUACAUGCCCCCCCCCCCAAGUGCCACCUAACAGCAAAGUUGCAACCCCAACAUCCUGUGAGUGCAGUGGGGGAGGGACCAGGCCAGGGGAACACCCUGACAGCUGCUGGAAGCUCUCUCCACGUUCCUGAAGAAGCUGCAGUAUCAUCUGCCUGUUGUCAUAGUAUACUUACUGAACCAUGGUCCCAGGAUCUGUGCUUUCUUCUGCUUUGCUAUAUACUUAGGUGGCUCUGAACUUGACCCAAAGUAGAAAUAAAGGUCAGUAUUCCCUCCUA